AGAGCACACGCCGAAGGACUGGAGACCGCGGACUAACCCGCGCGGAGACUCGGCCUCCCCGCCCGGCUCAGCGGAGGGGCGUCCCCUGGGUGGAAAAAACAAGUUUAUCAGCGGUCCCUGGCCUGUUGGAUCGAAGCGCCGCAGACGACGCAGUGGGUGUCUGGCGCCCAGUACCCUGAGGGGAAAGCCCUGGGGACUCCGGAAGACUCGGCGGCAGCGCUCCUCCUGCCUGGGCGCAGGUUGCUGAGCCGGGCGCGCGGAGGCACCCGGGGCCGGGCCAGCGCCCCCUGUAUUCUCACCCGGGCAGCGGCCCCGCUGGAGGAGAAACCCGGGUAGCCGCCGCCGCCUCAGUUUCCUGGUUUCAGUCGCCGCAGCCGCCCCCUCCGUGGCCUCUCGAAGAAGGGGAAGAGGAAGGGGGCAUCGCGGAGCCCCGGCGGAUGCGCCCCCCGCCGCCUCUCUGGCUGCGCCGCCUCGCGGGGAUGAAGCACCGGUCAUGAACAUGGAGGUGACCUGCCUUCUACUUCUGACGCUGAUCCCCUUCCACUGCCGAGGACAAGGAGUCUACGCUCCAGCCCAGGCCCAGAUCGUGCACGCGGGCCAGGCGUGUGUGGUGAAAGAGGACAACAUCAGUGAGCGCGUCUACACCAUCCGGGAGGGCGACACCCUCGUGCUGCAGUGCCUUGUCACCGGGCACCCUCGGCCCCAGGUGCGGUGGACCAAGACAGCUGGCAGUGCCUCAGACAAGUUCCAGGAGACCUCCGUGUUCAACGAGACGCUGCGCAUUGAACGCAUCGCACGCACGCAGGGGGGCCGCUACUACUGCAAGGCAGAGAACGGUGUGGGCGUGCCCGCCAUCAAGUCCAUCCGCGUGGACGUGCAGUACCUGGACGAGCCGGUGCUGACGGUGCACCAGACAGUGAGUGAUGUCCGAGGCAACUUCUACCAGGAGAAGACGGUGUUCCUGCGCUGUACGGUCAACUCCAACCCACCUGCACGCUUCAUCUGGAAGCGGGGCUCCGACACCCUGUCCCACAGCCAGGACAAUGGAGUCGACAUCUAUGAGCCCCUCUACACCCAGGGGGAGACCAAGGUCCUGAAGCUGAAGAACCUUCGGCCCCAGGACUACGCCAGCUACACCUGCCAGGUGUCUGUACGCAAUGUGUGCGGCAUCCCGGACAAGGCCAUCACCUUCCGGCUCACCAACACCACAGCACCACCAGCUCUGAAGCUGUCUGUGAACGAAACUCUGGUGGUGAACCCUGGGGAGAAUGUGACGGUGCAGUGUCUGCUGACAGGCGGCGAUCCCCUGCCCCAGCUGCAGUGGUCCCAUGGGCCGGGCCCGCUGCCCCUGGGGGCUCUGGCCCAAGGUGGCACCCUCAGUGUCCCUUCAGUGCAGGCCCUGGACUCUGGCUACUACAACUGCACAGCCACCAACAAUGUGGGCAACCCUGCCAAGAAGACCGUCAACCUGCUGGUGCGAUCCAUGAAGAACGCCACGUUCCAGAUCACCCCAGACGUGAUCAAAGAAAGCGAGAACAUACAGCUGGGCCAGGACCUGAAGCUGUCGUGCCACGUAGAUGCAGUGCCCCAGGAGAAGGUGACUUACCAGUGGUUCAAGAAUGGCAAGCCGGCACGCAUGUCCAAGAGGCUGCUGGUAACCCGAAAUGACCCCGAGUUGCCCGCCGUCACAAGCAGCCUAGAGCUCAUUGACCUGCACUUCAGUGACUAUGGCACCUACCUGUGUGUGGCUUCCUUCCCGGGAGCUCCUGUGCCUGACCUGAGCGUUGAGGUCAACAUCUCCUCCGAGACAGUGCCACCUACCAUCAGCGUGCCCAAGGGCAGGGCCAUUGUGACCGUGCGCGAGGGCUCGCCCGCUGAGCUGCAGUGCGAGGUGCGGGGCAAGCCGCGGCCGCCCGUGCUCUGGUCUCGAGUGGACAAGGAGGCUGCUCUGCUGCCCUCGGGGCUGCCUUUGGAGGAGACCCUGGACGGAAAGCUGCGGCUUGAGCGAGUGAGCCGCGACAUGAGUGGGACCUACCGCUGCCAGACGGCUCGCUAUAAUGGCUUCAACGUGCGCCCCCGUGAGGCCCAGGUGCAGCUGAACGUGCUGUUCCCACCGGAGGUGGAGCCCAGCUCCCAGGAUGUGCGCCAGGCUCUGGGCCGGCCCGUGCUCCUGCGCUGCUCGCUCCUCCGAGGCAGCCCCCAGCGCAUCACCUCAGCUGUGUGGCGCUUCAAAGGGCAGCUGCUGCCUCCGCCACCCGCCGUCCCUGUCGCAGGCGAGGCCUCCGACCACUCCGAGCUUCGCUUGGACGCCGUCACUCGAGACAGCAGCGGCAGCUACGAGUGCAGCGUUUCCAACGACGUGGGCUCCGCGGUCUGCCUCUUCCAGGUCUCGGCCAAAGCCUACAGCCCGGAGUUUUACUUCGACACCCCCAACCCCACCCGCAGCCACAAGCUGUCCAAGAACUACUCCUACGUGCUGCAGUGGACCCAGAGGGAGCCCGAUGCUGUUGACCCCGUGCUCAACUACAGACUCAGUGUCCGCCAGUUGAAUCAGCACAGUGCCAUGGUGAAGGCCAUCCCGGUGCGGCGUGUGGAGAAGGGGCAGCUGCUGGAGUACAUCCUGACUGACCUCCGUGUGCCCCACAGCUAUGAGGUCCGCCUCACGCCCUAUACGACCUUUGGGGCCGGUGACAUGGCCUCUCGCAUCAUCCAUUACACAGAACCCAUCAACUCUCCCAGUCUGUCAGACAACACCUGCCACUUUGAGGAUGAGAAGAUCUGUGGCUACACCCAAGACCUGACGGACAAUUUUGACUGGACACGGCAGAACGCUCUAACCCAGAACCCCAAGCGCUCUCCCAAUACUGGUCCCCCCACGGACAUCAGCGGCACCCCUGAGGGCUACUACAUGUUCAUUGAGACUUCAAGACCCCGGGAACUGGGGGACCGUGCACGGUUGGUGAGUCCCCUGUACAAUGCCAGCGCCAAGUUCUACUGCGUCUCCUUCUUCUACCACAUGUACGGGAAGCACAUCGGCUCCCUCAACCUCCUGGUGCGGUCCCGGAACAGAGGAGCCCUGGACACGCACGCCUGGUCCCUCAGUGGCAAUAAGGGCAACGUGUGGCAGCAGGCCCACGUGCCCAUCAACCCCAGCGGGCCCUUCCAGAUUAUUUUUGAGGGGGUUCGAGGUUCGGGCUACCUGGGGGAUAUCGCCAUAGAUGAUGUCACACUAAAGAAGGGAGAGUGUCCCCGGAAGCAGAUGGAUCCCAAUAAAGUGGUGGUGAUGCCGGGCAGCGGAGUGCCCCGCCAGCCCCACCCGCAGCUCUGGGGGCCCGUGGCUGUCUUCCUCUUGGCGUGGCAGAGAUGAUGAGAGCUGCGUGGCCCCCACCCCGCCCCUGGCACACCAAAGUGUCUGCAUCGUACCAAAGACUGACCCCCGCCAGCCGGGGUGCCCGGGGCAGGACCAGCCCGCCAGGGAGGGGGCCGAUGUUGACUGCGAGGAUGAGCAGAGAACAAGGACAGAGGUCUAGCGCUGAGGCCCUGCGGACAGUCGUUCAACACACGCACACUCACACACUCACACACAGAAGUAUAUUAAAGCACAAAUUUCUAUCCGA
Messenger RNA from Phyllostomus discolor (pale spear-nosed bat), 3617 nucleotides. It is a transcript of the gene MDGA1, whose product is annotated as MAM domain containing glycosylphosphatidylinositol anchor 1. Bases 494 to 3367 code for a protein of 957 amino acids. The record is from RefSeq and is a predicted model, not a curated record. The transcript has 17 exons. NCBI's taxonomy places the organism in Eukaryota, Metazoa, Chordata, Mammalia, Chiroptera, Phyllostomidae. Gene Ontology annotation, biological process: homophilic cell-cell adhesion; nervous system development; synapse organization. Gene Ontology annotation, molecular function: protein binding; axon guidance receptor activity. Gene Ontology annotation, cellular component: plasma membrane; neuronal cell body; axon.